UUGUUGCUUACAUGAAAAUGUCAAAAUUUUCAAAGUAAUUCUCCCUGUUUAUUAUAAUUUAUUAAAUUAGUGAAUUUACUAUUUUAUUAAAGAUUGUUUAAAUAAUAAUAAUUAUUAUUAUUAUUGAAAAAAAUAUCUAGUGAAAAAAUUUAGUAACGGCAAAGUGUUUUUAAUUUUGAGGUUAUGUUUCUGUGUAUAUGUUUUAUGGGAACGAUAAGAAAAGUAGCUCGUGAUAAUGUAUAUGUAAAUAAUUAUAAUAUUUAGAUUUUUAAAUAUUUUAAGAAAUAAAGUUAUACAUUUUUCAAAUUCAAUAGUCAAUAUGAAUAGAUUUGAAUUUGCAAUAUUGACAUUUUUGCCAAAUGAAGUUCAUUUACGAACUGACAGAAGAGUGAGUCUUUAUGAUGGUGAAAAUAAGACACACUUUGUGACCAGUGAUUUGGUCUUGACAAAUUAUAGAAUAUUUUGGGGCCGACCCAAUGAAGUUGACAAUCAAGGUUCCCGUUUGACAUUAUCGUUAAAAUAUAUUAUUUUCCUUGAGGAGGAAAAUCCUGGUGCUUUUUCAUUUAGUAGAAGUAAAAAAGUUGUUCUACAUCUCACCGAACCUGGACCAGAGAAAGGAAAGGGUCCACUAGAUGAUAGUGCAAAAAAUUAUAUUAAAUUAUCAUUUAAAGAGGGACUUGAUCCAAAUUUCAUUGUUCAAUUAUCAGAUGCUCUCACUCGACGAGCUUGGGAAUUAAUGCCACCAAUUGUUGAAACUCAACAGAGCGGUUCUAGUAGUGUGAAACGUUUACCGGAAAUAAAAACUCGCACUGGAAUCAUAGGAAUUGAAAGACAUUUACAGGAGAGACAAAAAGCUACGGAUCAAAGUAUUUCUAUGGCAUUUCAAGAUCUCAGGAAAUUAAUGGAAAUGGCAAAGGACAUGGUGAACAUAUCGAAGACCAUCUCAACAAAAAUAAGGGAACGUCAAGGCGAUAUCACGGAAGAUGAAACUGUGAGAUUUAAAUCAUACCUCAUGAGCUUAGGUAUCGAUGAUCCUGUAACAAGAGAUGCCUAUAGAAGUAGUAAUGAGUAUUUCAGACAAUUGGCAAGACAACUUGCGGAUAUUUUAGAAGAACCUAUUAAAGAAGUUGGAGGUAUGAUGACAUUAACGGAUGUUUACUGUAGAGUUAAUCGAGCUAGAGGUUUAGAACUAUUGUCACCUGAGGAUUUAUUGAAUGCAAGUCGACAACUUGGUCCAUUGGAUUUACCACUCGUGUUAAGAAUUUUUGACAGUGGUGUUAUGGUUCUUCAAAUUCGAUCUCUCGAUGAUGAAGCAGUUGUGGAAUCUAUUGCCGAAUUAUUGAAAGAUAGAGGAUCUAUUUCGGCUGAAGAAUUAGCUCAAUCUAAUGGAAUAUCUGUGACCUUAGCACGAGAGAGAUUAUUAGUUACAGAGAAAAAUGGAAAAGCAUGCCGAGAUGAUUCAAUCGAAUCAUUGAGAUUUUAUCCUAAUCUUUUUUUACAACAGGAUGUGUGAUAAUUUUGUGGGCUUAAAAAAUUAAUUUUUCGUAAAUAAACGAAUAAAUUCGUCAAUAUUAUUUUAAUAUGCCGAUAAAAAAAUAAAAAACUGCAAUUUUUGUGCCUUUUUAUAUAUAUUGUGCUUGUUCUUCAUUUUAAGAAAAAAAAAAUGUGUACAAUACCGAAAAUACAUUUAUUAUACCAAAAUUUUAA
This is a messenger RNA of Leptopilina boulardi, 1707 nucleotides long. RefSeq names its product vacuolar protein-sorting-associated protein 36 (gene Vps36). Gene Ontology annotation, cellular component: late endosome membrane; ESCRT II complex. Gene Ontology annotation, molecular function: phosphatidylinositol-3-phosphate binding; ubiquitin binding. Bases 320 to 1513 code for a protein of 397 amino acids. Lineage: Eukaryota; Metazoa; Arthropoda; Insecta; Hymenoptera; Figitidae. Gene Ontology annotation, biological process: protein transport to vacuole involved in ubiquitin-dependent protein catabolic process via the multivesicular body sorting pathway. The record is from RefSeq and is a predicted model, not a curated record. The transcript has 7 exons.